Molecule: messenger RNA, 1315 nt
Organism: Erigeron canadensis
Lineage: Eukaryota; Viridiplantae; Streptophyta; Magnoliopsida; Asterales; Asteraceae
Product: UPF0496 protein At3g49070
Exons: 2
Coding region: 157-1251 (364 amino acids)
Source: RefSeq, a predicted model, not a curated record
UUUUUUUAUUAUUUUCUAAAGAUCCCCGUUCACAUACAUCUCAGCUUCGAUCCCAAAAACUUGCAUACACGUACAUCGUUCAUUUCUAACUUCCCCCGCAUAUCAACCACGGUAUUCUGACUGCAUUUCAACCACAGUAUUCCGACUGCAAGUAGAAUGAAAUUUAAGCUAAGUAUGUCGACAUUCAAAGGGGCAUGCAACGCCAAACACACACCAUCAACUUCACUGGAGAUAGAUGUUCGUGAAGAGUAUGCCAAUGCAUUCAGAACACAAUCAUACAUAGACUUUUGGACUCGAGUCCUUGACUCAUCCCAUGGUGGUUCGACUAUAAACCAUACAAUAAGCUCGGUGGCUGCAGCCCGGCUCCCAUCAUAUCGUCUAUUUGCUGAGAACUUGCUUGAUCCUGAUCAACCCACGGUCACCAGCAUACUCACCUUGGCCAAUCACAAGCCCGAAAACCACACCCUUUUAUCAGAUUAUUUCUGUGAAACCGCCAAUGCUUCCGUCGUUUGUGGGUCUCUUUUAGAAGAUAUAAAUCAUUUGAGGUCGAAAUAUAAAUCUCUCAAAACGGCUUUAAAGUCGUUGGAAACCACAAAAGUAUCAUGUGUAAGUCAUAGCCGGAUCAUAGCAGCCCGGUUGGCUGACUUCUCUAACUCGUUUAACCCAUUCAUGAUCCCCACGUCAGGUCCACGUGGGGUCCAGUCGGUUCAAGUCGCAUGCUUGAAUUUGCUAAAAAGGCUUGAGUUGAGUCGAGACAAGGCUCAAGCAAAGCUUAAACGUGUCAACAACCUCAAAUAUGGCUCUGCCAUCACUAUCGUUGUGUUAACCGUUUCAUUAACGGUUAUUAUUGUAACUCAUGCUCUAGCCAUUCUCGUGGCUGCUCCUGGGAUUAUAGUCGCGACCAGGAAGUUUGGUUCAAGUAAUGGCCUGGCCAAGUUAUCUGCUCAACUUGAUGUCGCCGCUAAAGGGACAUAUAUAUUGAAUCGAGAUUUGGAUACAAUAAGUCGAUUAGUAGCUCGACUUAACGAUGAACUCGAGCAUAUGCAAGCAACAACGAAGUUUUGGCUCAAGAGGGGACAUAGCCGGAUUCAAAGUAUAGAAGAAUUUGGUCGACAGUUGAAGAAAAACGACUUGAGUUUCUGUGAACAACUUGAUGAGUUAGAGGAGCAUUUGUACUUAUGUUUCAUGACCAUCAAUCGAUCAAGAAAUCUUGUUAUCAAGGAAAUUUCGGAUCCUGGUUUGGUUUCUUGAUUCAAAAAGUUAUCCUUUCUUGAGAAUAAACUCAUUUCGUAACCAUCUCAUUUGACAGUUUGUA